Prunus armeniaca (apricot) is the source of this 597-nucleotide messenger RNA. NCBI's taxonomy places the organism in Eukaryota, Viridiplantae, Streptophyta, Magnoliopsida, Rosales, Rosaceae. The record is from the annotation of a GenBank genome assembly.
AUGGUUUUGAAAUCUCAAAGUAAGGAGGCUCAAGCUGCAAAAGGUCAAGGCAAGGACAUUGUAGUUUCAAAGGCACAAAUGGCUGAAUCCAAAUCUAUUCCAAGAAAUCCCACAAAGAAGAUGAGAUUUGCUUCAUCCUCUGAGAAAGACCCAAGCUCUGCGACAUUUGAUGAAGUGACGAAAUCGACUCGCGGUAUCAACACAAUAAGCCGUGUUGUGAAGAGGAAAAUCCAGAAGAUUAAGCCUGUGGUUGAGUACAAUAAAGUGGCAAACAACAUGGCAAAAGUCCCUCUUGUGGACAAGAAAUGGACUCAAUUGCCCAAGGACCUGAAGGAGCAGAUUUUGGAAGCUGUUCAAAUGGCUUAUGUUGUUGGGGAAGGGGGCAAGAAGAUGGUGUUGUCGUCUACCACCAAAAAAUGGAAGGAUUUUAAGUCUACCUUAAAAGAGCCCCCUCAACUUUAUAACUUCAUAGAGAAAUCGCAAUGGGAUGCCUUUUUAGCGUCAAGGUUAUCCCCAGAUUUUGAGGCUGUGCAUUCUGAGCAGUCACAGAGAAGGGAGAAAUGCGGGUACAACCAUAGGUUGUCUCGAAAAGGGUAG